GCAAGAUUUAUCAAGAAAUCCAAGCCAAGACGCAUACAUGUUAUGCAGGCUCAACUAGAAAGAACCCAACCAUGCCACAUACCAACUCAAAAGAAUGGCUGAAGAGGAACAAGCUACCCAACAGGAAACCAUCUAGCACGAAGAAGACGAAUAGCGGGAGCGGAUUCAAGACUGCCCGACGACCUCAGGCGGUCGAAUACGACGAGAAGGAUCGCUAUGAAUAUCUCACUGGAUUCUCGGCUAGGAAGAAGGCUGGAAAACUCGCUGCCCAGGAACGAGCCGCCCAACGAGCUCGGGAAGAAAAGCUGGAGUUCAGACGUCAGUUGAAGGAUGCCCGAAUGUCGAAGAUCAAGGAGGCCAUCGAACAGCAGACUGAAUGGUAUGGGAUCGAUGCGUUUGAGGGACAGGAUCCAGUGUCAAACAGUCAGCCGAAGCCGACAAGGACCGUCGAAAAGUUUGUGGAACAGUCGAAGGAUGGAACCGGCUCUGGGUCACAUACUACCACUACCACGGUUACCAUCGAGCCCUUGGAAGUCGACCAUACCGUCCUGAUGGUUAACUCCAGUCAUCAUCAAGCUCAAUCCAACUACCAACCCCAUCCUGACCGAAACUUCCACAACAUGCAGUCCUCUUCCUCCUCAGCAAAUCGAAAAUCUCGGGACGCACCUGAUUAUAAAAAUCCUGUUCAGUCCACUCAUCAAUCUCGGAAUACAACUGUCAACAAUAAGAAACCCAAAAGUAGCAGCAGUAGUAGUAAAAAUAACAAAAAGAAGAAGAUUCCGUAUGAGAGUAAGGCUACUCGAUCAAUUGAAAGAGUCAAGAAACAAGCCAAACGAGAUUCUAAAUCUUCUCAGAAAAAAUCAUCUCGUAAAAAGUGAUCAAGUUCAUCUUCAUCGAUUCGGGCCAUCAGAGGGUAAACGAGAUACGUAUAUUGGAGGGCUUGUUGGAAAGAAACCUUUGUAUUUUUUUAUUAUUUUCUCCUUCCUAUUUUGAU
This is a messenger RNA of Puccinia graminis f. sp. tritici CRL 75-36-700-3, 994 nucleotides long. RefSeq lists its product as uncharacterized. NCBI's taxonomy places the organism in Eukaryota, Fungi, Basidiomycota, Pucciniomycetes, Pucciniales, Pucciniaceae. The record is from RefSeq and is a predicted model, not a curated record. Gene Ontology annotation, molecular function: RNA binding. Bases 72 to 878 code for a protein of 268 amino acids. Gene Ontology annotation, cellular component: nucleolus. The transcript is spliced from 3 exons.